AUGGACCUGCGGGCGGCGCUGAACGCGGUGGACGAUGACUACGGCUACGAUAACGAGCGCCCAUUCCCCGUCCAGACGGAGAUCGUGGACGUGUAUUUACUGCGACCCGAAGAGCCACGCGACAUCGAAGUCAAGGACUUUACCAUCAUGAAACCCAAGAAGAACAAGAUGCGGCGUCUCAUUCGCUUCUAUCCCCGCUGCCAGAUCUCGUAUCGAGCCACGUUGCCGGCCGAAGAAAAGGUCGUGACGUCUCCUGGUGGCACUGUUACAACUACGAUCCUUCCAGAGCGUCUGCCACGUCACAAUGGCGGCUUUAGCAACCCAAGCCGAAGCUUGGAGAUCCUUCGAAUGAAGAAAAAGCUGCUGCAAGAGUACAAUGCGUUACUGCAAGAUGACGAUCGAGAAGCAGCCAUGUUUGACGCUCUCAUUGGUCAAAGUGCCCACUCUGCGGAACAGCAGAAGAGCUCGGACCCUAAUACUAGCUACGCCAACAGAGCGGAGAUCAUUCGUCUUGAGCCUCUACGUAAGUUCCAGCCGCCACCUCCAAAGUACGAGCCUGUGACGGUGGGAGAUGAGGACUUUAUUCCGUUGACAGGAGAUAAAGUUGGGAGCAUGACACUCGAUGAGCGUGUGAAGUAUGUGUCUUCUCUUUGGCCGAGUCCACCACCUGUCGACGACCACGAAGGUCUUAUGGAUUUUUACGGCAUUGAAGUGCAGAUUAUUUCGGAGGAGGAGAGGGCAAAAGAGUUUGUAGCAGAGACAGACACGGAGGAGUGUAUCGGUAUGCAGAAGAGAGGCGAGCUGUUGGUAACAGCAGCAUCCGCUCCAGCGAGUGAGACGGUAUCAAUGAAGACAGACACUGAUACCGCAACGCCUAUCUACGACAGCGAUUCCGAGACAACUGUGCCGUCAUCUCCCGAAUAUUGUGCGAAGACGCGAAGAGCAGCACUGCAAAAAUUGAAGAAGGCAGUCGCGGAAGACGACGAUGAUGAGCUUAGGCCGAAUCCUAUGAUUUCAAAGCAAGACGAUUGGGUGCAGUGCGACAAGUGCCAAAAGUGGCGCCGCCUUCCAAAUCAAGUGAACGUGUCGGAGCUGCCAGCUGUUUGGUACUGCAAAAUGAAUCGCUGGGACAAGCACCACAAUAAAUGCUCGGCACGGGAGGAGAAGCUCGUACUGCAUCGGAAAAAGAACGAUGUAGCAGAAUACCUUCAGCGCAAGUUUGCCCAGGACUUCGUGCAGCGCUGUAAGCGUCUGGAUCAAUCGACACACCUCUACAAGUACACACACGCACAUGAAGACGACGGCGAGCGUAAAUUUGUGCAAUGCUCGGAGUGCCUGAAGUUACGUCCGCUCAUCAGUGGCAUGGAUCCGAACAAAGUGGCCGAGCCUUUUGUUUGUUGGAUGAAUUCCGACGAACUGUUGGCAAGUUGCUCGGCUCCUGAAGGGCCGCUAUACUCUCGGACAAAAUCGCUUCGGCAAACUGUACCAUCACGUGGUGUCAACAGCACGUCAUGCACUUUGUCCGAGUUUAUUGAGCAAGACCAGUUCGAACGAGCAAAAGAUAUCGACACAACCAGUGACCCUGCAACGUCUGGAUGCAGCGGUCGCGGUGGGAACAAGUCGGGUGGAAAACGAAAGCGGCGAACAGCGUUUGGUGUUUUUGACAAAGGGUCCAGCGCUGGAAACGUCGAUAUGAUGGUGAACAAUACAAAGCGAAGAACAGCAGCUUGA
This is a messenger RNA of Peronospora matthiolae, 1731 nucleotides long. NCBI's taxonomy places the organism in Eukaryota, Oomycota, Peronosporomycetes, Peronosporales, Peronosporaceae. The record is from the annotation of a GenBank genome assembly.